Desarmillaria tabescens is the source of this 827-nucleotide messenger RNA. RefSeq names its product eukaryotic translation initiation factor 5A-2. Gene Ontology annotation, molecular function: ribosome binding; RNA binding; translation elongation factor activity. The record is from RefSeq and is a predicted model, not a curated record. Bases 136 to 606 code for a protein of 156 amino acids. NCBI's taxonomy places the organism in Eukaryota, Fungi, Basidiomycota, Agaricomycetes, Agaricales, Physalacriaceae. The transcript has 6 exons. Gene Ontology annotation, biological process: positive regulation of translational termination; translational elongation; positive regulation of translational elongation.
CACUUCCGGAAGCGGUAGCGGAGUUUCAAUACACGUGGUGAAAAAAUUGUAUUCGUUACUUUCGACCCUCUUGCAUCCAUCUCCCCCAUCUCCAUCUCUCCAUCCUUCCUAUUCCCUUCUAUCUUCCCGUUAAAAAUGUCUGACGAUGAACAUCACAACCAAACCUUCGAGCAGGCCAGCGCCGGUGCGUCCUUGACGUACCCCAUGCAAUGCUCUGCCCUCCGCAAAAACGGUUUCGUCGUCAUCAAAAACCGCCCUUGCAAGAUCGUCGAAAUGUCCACGUCCAAGACUGGCAAGCACGGACACGCCAAGGUCCACCUCAUCUUCACCAACAAAAAGUUGGAAGAUAUCUGUCCCUCCACCCACAACAUGGACGUCCCCAACGUCCAGCGUAACGAAUACCAGCUCGUCAACAUCGACGAAGGCUUCCUCAACCUCAUGACCCAGGACGGCACCCCCAAGGACGACGUCAAAGUCCCCGACAGCGAGCUCGGCGGGCAGAUCAGCAAGGACUUUGACGACGGCAAAGACUUGCUCGUCACUAUCAUCUCUGCCAUGGGCGAGGAGCAGGCUAUUUCUUACAAGGAGGCUCCCAAGGGGUUGUAGCCGGCGUUCUGCCGCCGGUUCGUCCCCUUCCCGUGAUGUGGUGUCGUUUGCACGUUAUAGUUAUCCCUCGUUUGUGUUCAAACAUUUUCAUUGUAACGAUGGUGUAGAUCAGCAGUAGCAGUUGUGACAAGUAAUCCUAACGAAAUAUGUCCAUUUGAGAGAGAGCGCGUGCUACCUCGGGUUUUUGACUGCAUACGAUACUUGACGGUAAUCAGUUCCUU